Messenger RNA from Candoia aspera, 767 nucleotides. RefSeq names its product S100 calcium binding protein A10 (gene S100A10). The record is from RefSeq and is a predicted model, not a curated record. Lineage: Eukaryota; Metazoa; Chordata; Lepidosauria; Squamata; Candoiidae. Gene Ontology annotation, cellular component: cytoplasm. Gene Ontology annotation, molecular function: calcium-dependent protein binding; calcium ion binding. The transcript has 3 exons. The coding region runs from base 155 to 451 and encodes 98 amino acids.
CCCGGCCCAGCCCGGCCCGGCCCAGCCCAGCCUGGCGAGGGUUGCGGAGGCGGUGGCUGGACAGCCUCACUCCGUCUCUGCCAGCCGUUGCUCCAGGCUGCUCGCUCAGCCCCGACCCGCCGGACUUGGUCUGCCUCAUUCGAUCCACGCCAAGAUGCCAUCCCAGCUGGAACACGCCAUGGAAACCGUGAUGUUCACUUUCCAUAAAUUCGCUGGCGAUAAGAACUACUUAACAAAAGAAGAUCUCCGGCAGCUGAUGGAAAAGGAGGUCCCGGGAUACAUGGAAAACCAGAAGGACCCCAUGGCGAUCGACCGGAUCAUGAAGAACCUGGAGGAGUGCCGAGACAGCAAAAUCAACUUCGAGGGCUACCUCUCUCUCUUUGCUGGGCUGACCAACGGCUGCAAUGAGUAUUACAUCAAGAAAAUGAAACCGACGGGGAAGAAGUACUAAACAGUGGAGACCCAGCUUGCUCUUCCCAAGCACUGACGGCGCGUUUCGGCACAGCCGGGCCUUGAGAGCUGCAACGGUGCCCGCCGAGCCCAUCCAACCCGCCUGCCUGCUUCCCGUCCAAAGCCAGUCCAUUCUGCUUCAAAGUGACACAUCUUGUCGUAGGCCUAACAACCCGAGCUGACAACAUACUGGAAAAUCUAACCCUUAAUAAAAUUGUGAAAACCAGCUACACACACAGACCACCUGGUCUCCACCAGAAAAUACACCUUUUCCUUACGCUGUGUCCUCAGCCAAAAAAUAAAACUUUUUUUUUGUA